AUGUCAGCGGCCUUGUUAUGCGUAUGCAUACUUGCCGCAAUCGUGCGCAUUCUGGUCGCGUAUGACAACCAGCGUGUACCAGACCUGCCAGAUGGCUUGAAUAUCAACGCAAUCGUCCCACUCCUGGCAAGCUUUGCCAAAGCUGCACUCUUGGUCGUCGUUGCUGCUGCGCUUCGGCAGGAGAAGUGGCUCUGGUUCAUAGACAAGCCACGACCUCUCACCACGGUCGACGAAUUCGAGGAAGCCAGUCGUGGUCCUUACGGCUCAGCUAUGCUCAUAUUGAGCCGCCGAGGAAGUAUUCGCGCUCUGCUUGCUGCUUUGGUCACCGUCCUUGCUCUCGGCUUCGAGCCGUUCCUGCAACAAGUCUUGAACACAGUUGUCCGGGAGACUGCCAUUGUUUCCGAACCGGCUUCAAUCCGUACCCCAACUUCAUACAGUGAACCAGUUAUUGGAAACCUGGGAGACUCCGGACUGUCUCUUCACGCGUUGAUUGGCGCGUUUGGCGGUGCCACAGGCGCAGUACCGCCUCCUUUAUGCUCUGGUGGAAAUUGCACGUGGCCGGCAUACGACACCCUUGCUAUGUGUACGCGCUGUCAGGACAUGACAGCCAAAGUCAAACUGAGUGGAGAACCCCUACAAUAUCAACCUCAACACCGCAUCUCGAGAAGUUUUCUCAAGGAAACGGCACUUCCUCCACCAGCAGCUGGACGCCCAGCAUUUGGAAGCAGCGUCCAGUGGGCCGUCAGCUAUCCUCGCCGCGUGGUGUGGCCACUGAACAUUGACCGGACACCUGACAGCCACUGGGGAUACAGCUGGGACAACAAAUCCUACGGAGGGGUCGACUCCCCACUGUUCGCCAUGGGUUACCUGGACUUGAACCUGACGGCAGAUUCGAGCAACUCGCGGAACGGAGCGGUAAUCUCGUAUGCGACAUCCACAAAUUAUGGCACCAUAGUUACCGGCGAAAGCCAACCCGACGGCCGUGUCCUGACAGGCUGGAACGUAACCAUCAACGGAACAAACUACUCUAUCCACGACGCCGGGAAUGACGACUCCCAAGGACGAGCCUUUCUGCUCAUCCAGGCUUUACGCAUCGCGCUCGAAGGAAAUACCACGUAUAGCCACUCGGGCUACUGGUACGCAAACCCUUCGGAUGGAGAAGCAUUUGACUUCGACUCGACCGGCUCUUCCCAGGCGUACGGCGGACCCUGGAGCUCCGCAGGCCAACAAGCGAUCGACGGGAACGGAGACUUCAGUGCCGUGGUAGACGGAGUCGGCCGAGCACUCACGGGCCGCUUCCAACAACUCGAGGACAGCGUCGCCAUUGGCACCACACUGCAGAGUGAGGCAGUCGUCCUUGUCCGCUGGGAAUGGAUCACCUACCCCCUGGCGCUGACGGUCCUGGGCCUCGGAGGACUGCUGCUCACCAUCCUCUCCACGCAUCACCAGCACAUGGCCGUCUGGAAGGAAUCAACUUUACCACUGCUAUACAGAUAUACCAGUUCUGCCGCUGUAGGAGCGGACAACAGCACAGAUGGACACGCGCACGCGCAAGCCCUCAACGGUUACGGUGUCGAUACCGGCGCCCGUGCCCGUGCCCACCCACUUCCUCGCACAACCACCGCCUUGACCUUAAGUGGCGCGAUUCCCCGACCCGAGUCCAACCGCGUCAGUUCCAUCGUCACCCAAGCAUCUGGGGAGCAAGUGCAACUCCUGAGACGCGAUUCCUUCUGGGUCCUCGACCCGACAACUUCCUCCGCUCCCACCUCCACCUCCACUUCCCGCGUGCCAAUGGUCCCUAUCGAGAGCGCGGGCCAGGACCGGGACCAUGACCACACGACUUCGGCAUCGCGAUUGGUGCCCUCAUCAUCAUCAUCAGUAGGCUAUUCACAGGGGUUUCGCAUGCAGGAUUUGCACCUAGAUUUCGAUCCUCCUCGGCCACGAGAACCCGCGCGGGACCAAAGGCGGGGACGGGGACGGGGACGGGAUCGAUGGAUCUAA
This is a messenger RNA of Cladophialophora yegresii CBS 114405, 2001 nucleotides long. RefSeq lists its product as uncharacterized. Lineage: Eukaryota; Fungi; Ascomycota; Eurotiomycetes; Chaetothyriales; Herpotrichiellaceae. The record is from RefSeq and is a predicted model, not a curated record. The coding region runs from base 1 to 2001 and encodes 666 amino acids. The transcript is spliced from 4 exons.